AGCCAGAGUUAGUAUUGAAACUGCUCAGUAUAAAGUAGCAUUGUUACUGUAAAAGGUAGCAGCUAAUCUUGUCUGUUUUUUUGUGCGUUAAAUAUUUUUUUAAAAAUCGUCUUGUAUAUUUGUCGCUAUGGAAACAAAGUGCUUUGCGGUUAUUUUCUUGACUGUUUCAGUCAUUUAUGGCGUUAAAUCGGCUGCAAUCAAAAGCGCCGAACACGAUGCAAUGCAUCCACAAUCAUUUCUGUUUAAUUCACCGAAUGAAAACAGUGCCGGUAGACAACGACGAGCUGUAAUGCCACCGAUAACAUUUACUGCACCGAUGCUGGAAAAGGAUGGUGAUUACUGGAAUAAUUUGGGACAAGACAUAUUGAAAGUGCAACUGCAAAAGAAUGUACUAAACAAAAAUGUUGCCAAAAAUAUAAUUAUGUUUUUGGGCGAUGGGAUGUCCAUACCGACACUAGCUGCAACAAGAAUUUACAUGGGCGGUGAAGAGAAAGUGUUAUCGUUCGAGAAAUUUCCAUACAACGGAUUGUCGAAGACAUAUUGUGCUUCAACUCAAGUUGCUGACUCGGCGUGUUCGGCAACUGCCUAUUUGGGUGGAAUAAAAGCAAAUUAUGCAACCAUUGGCCUAACAGCAGCAGUCGCUUUAGGCGAUUGUCGUGGUGAAAAUAAUACGGCUCAUCAUGUUCAUUCGAUAGCGAAAUGGGCUCAAGACUAUGGAAUGUCCACAGGUCUUGUUACCACCACACAGGUAACGCAUGCAUCGCCAGCAGGUGUGUAUGCCCAUACCGCCAACCGUAAUUGGGAGAGUAAUCAAAUACUACUGGACGAUGGUGGCGAUCCAGAAGUUUGUACAGACAUUGCCAAACAAUUAGUGAACGGACAAGUUGGAAAAAAAUUAAAAGUUGUAAUGGGUGGCGGGCGUCAAGAGUUUCUACCAACAUACGAACAGGACUGCGAAGGACGUAGUGGGAAACGAACAGACGGCAUCGAUUUAAUUAAGCGCUGGAAACAUAAACACCAAAAACACAAUGCAGCUUAUGUUCAAACAAAGGACGAACUCUUAAAUAUAUCCCAGGACACCGAUUAUGUUUUGGGAUUAUUCGAUUCAUCUCAUAUGCCAUACAAUAUUGACUCAGAUCAUGCCGUCAAGCCAACAUUGGCGGAAAUGGUGGGAAAGGCUUUGGAUGUUUUGGAAAAGGAUCAAAAAGGAUAUUUCCUUUUCGUUGAAGGUGGCAAAAUCGACCAUGCACAUCAUUCAGCCCUUGCGCAACGGGCCUUCGAUGAGACCGUUGAAUUCGCUAAAGCAGUCGAAUUGGCACGCCAACGUACCAGUGAAGAAAAUACAUUAAUUGUUGUCACAUCGGAUCAUUCACACACAAUGUCCAUAGCUGGUUAUUCGAGUCGAGGAAAUGAUAUUCUUGGCAUCGGCAAUGGAUUGAAGGCCGACGAUAAUCUACCAUACGCGACAAUCAGUUAUGCUAACGGUCCGGGUCAUAGUCUUAAUGUAAACCAACAAGGGCGUACGGAUUUGUUGAAAACGAAUAUGCGCGAUGGGAAGUACACGUUUCCGGCAACGGUGCCAUUGAAGGAGGCUACACAUGGUGGUGAUGACGUUGCAGUGUUUGCAAGUGGUCCAUGGGCACAUAUUUUCACCGGCACCUAUGAACAGAAUUACAUUCCGCAUGCAAUGGCUUAUGCCGCCUGUAUAGGCAAAGGACUGACCGCAUGCCAUCCGAGUUGAUUUGUAUGCAAAAUGGUGUGCGCGUAAACUUAAUUGAUUUAUUUAUUUAUUUAUUGAAUACCGAGUAAUUGUUAUGUAGUAGGAUAUAUGCGAAUAUUAGUUUAAAUAAGUUUUUAUUUGUUAUCGAUGUUACUAAGUGUGAGGUUAAUGAAUACUGCCAUCAAAAUUAAUUGAGAAGUAAAAUGCUUGCUCCAUAAA
Bradysia coprophila is the source of this 1939-nucleotide messenger RNA. It is a transcript of the gene phu, whose product is annotated as phurba tashi. The record is from RefSeq and is a predicted model, not a curated record. Lineage: Eukaryota; Metazoa; Arthropoda; Insecta; Diptera; Sciaridae. Gene Ontology annotation, molecular function: alkaline phosphatase activity. Gene Ontology annotation, biological process: dephosphorylation.